CUUUAAAAUAAUAUUUAUUUUAUUAUAAAAUAUAAAAAAUAUAUUUAUACAUAUACAAUGCCCGUGCUUAGCACGGGAGAGAAUACUAGUAAUAGUAUAAAUCCUCACGACGACUCUCCGGUUUAUCAUGUGAGUCGGUUAAUAGGACCGGCUUACUUGUUUGUCAGGUUCUAAACGUCGCUAUAUAACCGGCUUUAACCCGAUGAUAUUUGUAGCAUUUUCCAAUUAAUUUUUAUAUAUAUUUUCGAUAUUUUUGAUACAAACACCUAUCAUCGCGUCUGUGUAUAUAAGUCAUCGUCCCCCUUCUCUCUCCCUCGUGCUCCUCCGCUUCAGCAUUUUCCCGAGAAAGUUCUAGCUCGAGAAAAUUUGGAAUGGGGUUGAAAGUAGCACCCUACACUUCUCCCUUCCUUCAAAGGGCAUCUCAUCCUUCUUCUUCUUCCCUUUCUCAAACCCUACCUUCCCGCGCCAUAUCAUCACGAAGACACGACGAACGGUUCGUACCUCAGAGACUGAACCGUUCCCCUCUCUUCGGAACUCCACUCCAUCGCUCCAAAUCCUGCCAACUAUCUAAACCGACCAAAACGCAGUCGUUUCGAAGAGUUUCUAACGCAAGCUUCUCCGACGAGGAGUUUUCGAAAAAGAUCCAAGAGCUAACUCUCAGAUUCAACGACGAGAGAGACACGAACGAGAUGGCACACUUGUCGAGUAUCGAAAUGAAAGCGAACAGCGUCCAUCUUCCUCUCUCGUUACGUAUCAUAAAGAAGAAGCGACAAUGGGAGGAAGGUGUCAAACACGCGGGCGAAUCCGCGUGCGACUCCAUGAGCAAAGCCUUUUCUUCGAUGGUGUUCAUGAUUCAAGAGCUUCAAAGCUUCACUCUACACAUGAGAGAGACUCUCUUGUACGAAGACUUGCAAGGGAUCUUGGUGCGUGUUAGAGAAGAGAUGCACGCUUCGUUCGUCUGGUUGUUCCGACAAGUUUUCUCCGCGACUCCUACGUUGAUGGUUUACGUCAUGAUACUCCUCGCCAACUUCACUGUUUACUCACUCGGUUCCAACUCUGCUUUAGCCGCCCCGACCACUACCGUGACAGAGCUAACAACUGUCGGUGAAACAAGCGAGAAGCUCGAUUCCUCGGUGGUUAAAACGUUCUUUGUGUCGUCGUCUCCCACUGUAGACGGUAGCAGCAGCAACGGCGGCGGUGGAAAUAUUCGGACGGUGGUAAGCGGGACGGAUGGUGAUGGGUUCGAUGUACCAGAAGGAGCUUCGCAGUUGUCAUCGUCAACGUUCGGGUCAACGGCUACUACGGAGACAGAGACAUCAGUGUCGGGACGAGAUGAAGUUAGGCUGUGGAAUAAGAUUGUGGAGGAAGCAGAGGAGAUGCAGUAUUCGAAGAUGGACAAUGUGGUGGAUCACGAGACGAGGAAGCGGUUCGUGUCUCCUUUGGAUGCUCGAGUGGAAGCAGAAGAGGAGAUUGAUUAUUUCAGAACAGAGCUUCUUUAUCAAACGGGACUGUCUCAUGAGCCUGAUAAUACUCUGCUUCUUGCUAACUAUGCUCAGUUCCUCUACAUCGUCUCUAAUGAUUAUGACAGAGCAGAAGAGUACUUCAAGAGAGCGGUGGGAGUGGAACCCAAAGACGCGGAGGCGCUGAGUAAAUACGCCACGUUCUUAUGGAGAGCACGGGACAAUCUUUGGGCGGCCGAGGAGACUUUCUUGGAAGCAAUCGAUGCCGAUCCGACCAACUCUUUCUACGCCGCUAAUUACGCUAAUUUCUUGUGGAACACCGGCGGUGAUGAGACUUGUUUCCCACUCGACGAAGAUACCAUCUAGUUAGGACUGUCCAACAUCGAGUCUCUCAAAAUAAACUUCUAUACCAACUAAUGAAUAUAUACAUAAAUAUGUGCAUAUUAAUGAUGUAUCUGCGCGUUUGUCAUGGGCUAUGUCACGAAUUAACGGUGGUGAAACCUGAAAAACGUUUAAUCAUUUAUGGUUGUGAAUUGUGAUUACUGUAGACAAAAAGACAAAUAUAUUCCACCAACUUGGCCCAAGUUACUUGGGUUUAUGGGGCUUCUCUUGAGCCUAUGUCGUGGAACUGAGCAUAAGAGAGGGAACAUUACGUUUAUUUGGUUCCUAUAUAUAGGGUAUACUGUCAAGUUAACGAAGCUACAUUUAUUUGCCAUGUAGUUCAUAUGGCCAUAUAUUCUGUAACUAGUUGUACAUUCAUAGUGUUAAUAAUUCUACUUUUUCGGGAGUUAUGGCAGCAUGUAUAAGCUUGUAUCAGACCUAACAUGAAAAAUAUGUAACUGAUAGUUCGUCC
This is a messenger RNA of Eruca vesicaria subsp. sativa (arugula), 2313 nucleotides long. Lineage: Eukaryota; Viridiplantae; Streptophyta; Magnoliopsida; Brassicales; Brassicaceae. The record is from the annotation of a GenBank genome assembly.